UAAUCUUUAGAGAGAUAAAUGUAUGUAGUGUAUUCAGUGUAAUGAGCUUUCCAAAGAUUACAUGAUUUUAUAGUAGGAAAUAAGACAUAAAAGAUUUGGGCGACGUGGUCGCCAUGUUCGUAUUGAUACGCAAAUCACUAAUCCGGAUCCGCGGGAUCCUUUGUUGAUUGUGUGUAUCUCUGAAAAGACGUCAUUGAUGUAGUUUGUCGUACGGAGUUGCCAUGUAGCUUGCCAUGAUGUCCAGAGACACCAUGCAUAGAUUAUUUGGAUAGGCUUCAACUACCAUGUCCAGGGUCGCUGUGGACGCUCCUUUGGCUAAGGUACUUGAUCGCGUCCAUGGUUGCUGUGGACAUGCUCUCUGGAUAAGCCUACCCCGACAUCCACGGUCACUGUGUAGUUCCUGAUCUUCUAUUAACUUGCGUCCACAGUCGUCAUGUACAGUAUUUUAUCUUCUAACCCGCGCGUGGUCACCAUGUACGAGCUCUUCUCAUACCUUGUCAUCAUCCGUGCAUAGUUACCAUGCACAUCAACCUCUAACUGUUUUCAUCCAUGUUAACCCGGUCAACAUUUAUCCAUGGUUGGGAUAAUUAUACCAUCACAAGCCCCCCACUCCUUAAGCCAAAUAGCAUAUUGGCUAUAAGGAGUGUAGACACAGUUACCGUGUCAACCUUGAGCGUACAUGGUCACCAUGUCAACCUUUGUUAUUUGCUUUUAACCCAUUCAAUCAUUUAGUUUUUUAUUUUUUAUUUUUAACCAAAAAUGUGUAUCUUAUCUUCCCCAUUUUACUUUCUUCCUGGCAGCUUGGUUGGGUGAGGGUCAGCCACCGUCAUUGUUGUACCGCCCAGGUCGCAGCUCGCCGGCAACCAGGCCAGCGCCGUCUGCCGCUCGCCGGCGUCUAUCCACGCCACCAGCAAGCCCACUCAGAGUUCCCGCCUGCCACCGCCCUUUUCAGCCUCCGACGGCUGCCGCGAGUAAACCGAACACCUCAACUUCACCAGCGUGGACCCUGUAGCGCCGGACGCCAGAUUUUGCAGCUUAACCAGCACUGUCGUCGGUUAUACCCGCCCCAGGUUGCGGUCCGUUUUUCUGCUGCGCCCUAUCCCGGUAGCCGCCAUCAGUCCUUCGUCGUCAGACACCAGCGAACUCCAGUGACAUCAAGGAAUUUCUCUCCGUCGUCGUCUACUUCCUGCGGCGUCGUUGUUCUGCACCGGGCUCCUCUGUCGUUGUCCUGGAUUUUCCGCCGCUGCUGCUAAGGUACGCACAGAGGUACGCUCCCUGCAUUCUCCCUCUUUCCUUUUAUUUGUUAUUUUGACUUUUCCUUUUUAAAGCUUCUCCGUAUUAAUUUUGGCUAUGAAACAUACUUUGUAGUUCGUAGCUCCUUUGUUGCCCAUGUAGUGACAUCCUUUUCAUUUUUAUUUGAAUAGCUGCCACCAUUUAUGGAUAUAUUAGAUUCAAUAAACUCUGAUGAAUUGCUCAGUGAUGACGGAGAAUUAGUGUUGGGGAAUUUUCCUCAUCCCUGGGCAGAUGUUAAUUCUGAUGUUGAAGAAAUUAGUCCCAUAAAGCCACGAGCCGCUUCAGUCAAACCACCAAAGCGUCGCUACCGUGGUCCGUAUCCACCCUUAGACCCGAGCCCCAUCUUACACUACAGGUCGCGCCUCUCAGUUUCCAAGUUUGAAAAGUAUAAGAAAUUUUUUCCGUCCACAGUGACUGUCCGAUGUCCCGAUUCGGAGGAUAUUGUAACCGAUCCUCCUAAAGGUCACUUUUUUGGGGUGCAUAUUCUCUCCAUAAAAUUAGGAUUCCGCUUUCCCACGCACCCUUUGAUUAUUGAGUUUUUAAAUGACCUUGAAAUUUCACCUUGUCACCUGACUCCGCUCGGUCAUCAGUAUCUGGUAGCUUUCUUAAUUAGUCCGGUGUGAAACACUUGGGAUUGAAUCGUCCCUAGACCUCUUCAAGCAUAUGUUCCGAGCUGGGCAGUGCUCGGCAUCUGAUAGUCUGUCCUGGGUGUCUAUCUCUCAGCGCAACCACUUUGACAUGUGGAAGGUCACUCGUAGCAACGAAGCCAAUUGGAAAGAAGAAUUUGUCUAUGUGUCGUCUGGAUCUCCGUUACCUUUUUCAUCGUCUUUGAAUUGUCGAUUUAAGAAGUAUUCGUACCCGAAACUUCCAGUUGACCAGGAGACAUGGCCGGCUAUGAUUCUUUCUGGAGGACCGUAUAGCCUCUCUGCCUUUACUUCCGAAGACCGCCUAACCACGGUUGGACUCUAUUCGCCGUCACCAUGUUCGGGUGCACACGCAUCCACGUCCACGGAUCAAGAUAUGACAUCGCGGUUGGAGAUGUUCCAAAGCUUCGACCAGGAUGGGCCUCGCGGUAGUGACCAGGGGCGCUCUGACAAGAAACCAAGGGUUCCCUCCGUCACAAAAGGCAAGGAUGCCAUUGUAACUGUGCCUUCAUCCAUUGCAAAACGCAGGGCCGCUAGCCCCGCAGCCCGCGUCACCCGUAGCAUGAGUGAUAUUCCCACGGCGGGGAUGACUACUUGGUUACGAGGUAACCUUGAGUUACCUCCGCUCUUAUCACAGGUGAUCACGGCGACUGAGAAGGAGAAAAUUUCAACACUUGACCAUGCUGCUUUAGAGAAGAGGAGCCACCAUGGCCUGGCCGAGCUACUGUUGUCCAUCUCCGAGGUGAGCCGAAGGAAAGAUGAGCGCGAGAAAGAUUUGUCGCUACAACUCACCGAAUUAGCGAAGGAGGUGGCAUCGCUCAAGCUCGUGCGUGACUCACAUGCAGCCGAGGUCACUGCGCUUAAAGAAAUGCACGCCGUGGAGUUGGCCAAUGCAAGGGGGCGGGCCGUGGAUGCAUACAAGAAUUCUCCAGAGUUCGUGUCUGAUCAGGAAGCAUACAUUAAUGCCCACUUGAACGAUAUUAACAAGCAUUGGUUGUCUACUCCGGAAGGUCGUGAGAAACUGGCCUCAGAGAGCUACAUCUCCUACCAGAUCGGGAUAUAUGCCACUCAACAGAAAAUAUAUCCUAUCUUGAGGGAUAAGGCUGGUACCUCUUGCAUCACUGAUUGGGGACUUCCUCCUGAGGUUCCCAACCCUGAGAUCCCGGUAGCCAACACGCCCCUGGACUACAUUCCUUUUGACAGACUCCCCACUGAUGAGGAGCUUGGCGAUCUUCCUUCCGAGACAGGUCACCCAGCUUCGACUGCUUCUGUGCCUUAGAGCAUGCAUGGGAGUGACGGAUGGACGUAGUGUAGACUUUAAUUCUGUCAUGUCUUCAAUUACGAGUACCCGAAUUGCUAAACAUGUUUUGAAUUUCAUAAAAUAAUAAUA
Messenger RNA from Cuscuta epithymum, 3327 nucleotides. Lineage: Eukaryota; Viridiplantae; Streptophyta; Magnoliopsida; Solanales; Convolvulaceae. The record is from the annotation of a GenBank genome assembly.